AUGACCAAGUUUUCUGGCCCUCUUGAUGUGGGAUUUAUUCGAAUCAGCAAUACCCUUAUCAGAUGGGUUGACGACAUCAAAAACAAGAAAAAAGAGAUGUCAGAUAACAGAGAGGAUUCCAGCUAUGAAGCUGUCAGAAGAUGGCUUAAUCCAGUCGAUUUUAGAGCCAAGUUGCUAGCUAUUGUAGACCAAUCCAUCUUCAUCCAUGAUCGCGUCAUUUCCAGAAGAACUGCGGUACAAGAAUGGCAAAACAGCUACGGCGGCCUUCUCAAUAUCACUGGCGAUACUGGAUACGGAAAGACUUCAUAUGCCGCAAGUGUUGCUAAAAAGCUAACCAGAGAAUGCGCACAAACAAGAAAUUUCGCUGGCUUCGCGUUUUGCCGUGGCCUUACACCUUCAGCAAUACUCAGAAGUCUACUAUGGCAAUUUACUCAAGUUGGGCAAAUGAGGCCUCAAGAAAUCCAAAAAGUCAUGCAAGCAUAUCACCGACACUCGGGCUCAGAAAUGAACGCAAGACUUACACCGGAUGAAGAAAGCGUUGUUUUUCGACAAAUUUACGAGAAGCUUCUUAGUGAUUAUGAUCAAGUCACACUUAUUCUGGAUGCCGUCGACAAAUGCACAUCUCAGGAACACCUUUUACGACAUGUGUCUCUUCUGGUCUCUUGUCUAUCAAGAGCUCAAGUCAAAUGCAGAAUUCUUGCUACCAGCCAGGUCGCUAUUGAGUGGCCACACGUCGAGACAGGCAAGCUGCUGCAUGAGGUCAUACCGAUAUCAGAGUCUGAAAUGACAGAUGACAUCGCAGAAUACGUUUGUCGCUCUCUACAAGAUUUACGACCUCCAAUGAUGCAGUCUUCACAGGUUGUUAUUCUGUCAAAAUGCUCCGAAGUGGCAGGGGACGGUUGGCCAUACGCGAUGCAUAAGCUGGCCACUGAAUACGCCCACGAAGGCAGACACAAUGUAGCCCAAAAGAUUGAGGAAUCCGUCCUCGAGUAUAGGACCGACAGAUUUUCAAAGGACAGCAUACCAACCAUUGAGUGCGAGCGAACACUUGCAAUCGCAUUGGGGGGCCAGGGGCUAUACCAAGAGGCCGAGACUCUACAGCGGCAACUCCUUGAAAAAUUGCAGUCCAAUCGAGAGUUAAACAACAAACUCUACGAAACUAUCAUGAAUGAUCUGGCUCUCAAUCUCACCGACGCAGAGAGGUGGGAAGAAGCCAAGGAAAUCCAGCUUCAACUCGUCGAUAUCUGGGGACAAGGUGGACCGGAAACAAGCGAUAAGCUGAGAACAGGGAUCAGCAAUCUUGCCAUUACCUACAGCCGCCUGGGUGAAUUGGAAAACGCGGAGAUCAUGCUGCGAGAGUCACUCCGCCGCGACAUUGAGGCUUUUGGAGACGACAUGGACCACAAAGUGAUAGUGGUUAGUAAGAUUAACUUUGGACAGAUUCUGUCACAAGCGGGGAAAUGGGAAGAGGCCGAAGAAUUACAGUUGAGCGCGAUGGAAGCAAGCAUGCGAAUUUUUGGGAUGGACAAUCUGGUUACGUUAAGUUGCAUGUCUAAUGCAGCUUGGACGUUGCAAAAGCAGGGCAAGUAUGAAAUGGCGAAAGAACUGCAGUUGCAAGUCGUUGCUGGAAGAACUCGGCUGCAAGGGCCUAAUCAUCCGCAGACUCUUGGGAUAUGUGGCAAUCUUGCUGAAACCUUGGGCAAUCUUCAUGAAUACAAGGAAGCCCGGCACUAUGCCAGACGAGCAUUGGGAUAUUAUUCUGCUAAGUGA
This is a messenger RNA of Penicillium verhagenii, 1770 nucleotides long. RefSeq lists its product as uncharacterized. The record is from RefSeq and is a predicted model, not a curated record. The transcript has 2 exons. The coding region runs from base 1 to 1770 and encodes 589 amino acids. NCBI's taxonomy places the organism in Eukaryota, Fungi, Ascomycota, Eurotiomycetes, Eurotiales, Aspergillaceae. Gene Ontology annotation, molecular function: protein binding.